CAGCACUCCCUCCCAACCCCACAUCCAUCCUUCACUCUAGGCUCCAUCCGUAUCCAUCCUUCGUAUUCAUAUUCGCAUUCGUCCUUCAACCUCUCGUCUUCUUCCUCAGAAUACCCUUCUCGCCACUCUUGUCUCUUUGCGACACAUACAGAGACCUCCUUUGGCAGCGUUUUCUGCAUUCUACUCGGCUUGCUCUUCACGAAACUCAAAGGGCACUUGGUAACGCCUCUUCGUUCUUCGCCACUACCUCGAAGAGCACCGUCGUCCACCCCUCGAUACCCACACCGUACCCGGACGUACCCAACAUCUUCAUUCGCCAUGCUACGCCGCUUCCUUGCCACCCUUGCCCUCCUGGCGGCUCUCAUCCUCUCAGCCACGCCCACAUCCGCUCAAAUCUACCCCACAUCCUCCGAGGACCCCCUCAGCGGCUCAGUCUUCUCCACGUCGUCCUUUGCCCCCAGUGUCACCUUUACCCCCGAUGCCACCUAUGCAAGUGCCAAUCCCGCCGUAGCUACGUCAAUCGUGGGAGUGGGACCGUCUCUGUCGACGGACACCUACACAUACGCGUAUUCCAAACCCACUACCACAAUUCAGGGCACAGAUCUGAGCGCCGUGUAUGCUAGCUUGGCAGCGAAUUCGUCGCCGACGGCAGCAACGAGUGAUCUGAAUCCCAACCCGACAAAUCUGCAGAUCGUACCUGGCACUACGAAUGCUGCAGGUGUAUCACGUAGCCAGUUGGGAUCCGCAACCGCGGCUCUGAUGGUGCUGGGCAGCCUGCUAGCAGGUGUCUUGGGCGGAAUGGGCAUUAUUUUCCUCUAGAGGAGCCACUCCUGCGGCUGGGGAGACGCGGGCCCUUGCGCAUCCAUACCCUUUCUUUCCUCGCCCCUUGCCCUGCUUCACUGAGUAUGUGGCCGCUGUUUGCCCCUUUGUACCGCAUCUUCUCUAUGUGCGCCUGUGUAUAACAUAUCAUUACUUAUCAACCGUAUUCGUUCAACUGCGGGUCGUUGUACCGUUCAUGCGUUCGACGAGCGCCUACCCGAUCGUUUACAAUCUCUGAGAAGCGCUUUGCA
Molecule: messenger RNA, 1070 nt
Organism: Microstroma glucosiphilum
Lineage: Eukaryota; Fungi; Basidiomycota; Exobasidiomycetes; Microstromatales; Microstromataceae
Exons: 2
Coding region: 319-819 (166 amino acids)
Source: RefSeq, a predicted model, not a curated record